Messenger RNA from Pleurotus ostreatus (oyster mushroom), 1485 nucleotides. RefSeq lists its product as uncharacterized. Bases 1 to 1485 code for a protein of 494 amino acids. The record is from RefSeq and is a predicted model, not a curated record. The transcript has 2 exons. Lineage: Eukaryota; Fungi; Basidiomycota; Agaricomycetes; Agaricales; Pleurotaceae.
AUGCCUCAUGCAUUAACUAUGAGAGGCGUGCUCUCCCGCAUAUUCUCGUAUUCGACCAAGGGAAGCAACGUCGUUAAUGCCUGCGUGUGCAAAGCGUGGUCAAACGAGGCCCUCAGUGUCAAUUGGUAUGAUAUCGAUGCGUCUGUCUUGAUAAAUAUGCUGGCGCCUCUUGAAAUGGAAUCGCGUCUUCUAAGGUUUUCUCGUGCUAUCAAGGAUGACGACUGGCUACGUUUCGACAAGUAUGCAUGGCGAGUUCGCAAAAUCGCGUUCCAACGGAACAUCAACUACGAACACUCGGUAUUCGACCAAAUCAAAUCACACGCUGCAGAUCCGACUCCGCGCUUGAAGAUAUUGUCGUUCGACAUUGAUGCUCGCCUUCUACACGUGGUCAUAUCCCUGUUCGGCCGUACGUCGGUUCAAUCGCUGACGCUAGGAAAGAACACAGUAGACAACUUUGGGCUUCACUUUGGAGCACACGAAAAGGCCUCAAUGGCGUCCGAAUGCGUCCUCUUCAAGAUGCCCCACUUACGGACAUUUGAAGUCUCAAUGAGUUACAAUGAAUACGAAAACCCCGUGUUGCUGCCACCAUUCACAUCGAUCGUUUGUUCCCUCACUUAUCUUGAAAUCGUCAAAAUACCUGCGUUUUGGCUAACUGACUCCGUCAUCGACGCUCUUGCGAUCCUCCCACGGCUACGUUACGUAGAAUUGGGAAGGAGUGCGGCUUCUUCGAACGCCAGUUUCACGACAGUACCGGACGGGAUCAAAGGCUACUUCCCUUCCCUCGAGAUACUCCACUUCCAUAUGUCCUUCACUCAGGCUAGCAUGUGGGUGUCACUGCCUCAUUUCCCGAAGGCUUUGGUUUCCCUCGCCCUUUGCUCUACUUUAUACGAAAGCGAUGCGGUCGAUUCGCACGGUUGGCCCCAUUUUAUUGAGAUAGUUGGUGCGGAGUUGUGCCAUCUUCGCCAGCUUCAAGUGACUUCCCCCGAUGAUAAUGGACACACACCUCAUCCCUUUGAAACCUUGCGCCCGCUUCUUUCGCUAUCUAAUCUACAACACCUAACACUCAGGACUAAGAGGGGUAUCGAGCUCGAGGAGAAACAACUGGUCACGCUCUUACAGGCUUUCCCACUCCUGGAGUCCCUCGAAAUUCCCCAGUCGACGCUGGUAGACCUUUCUUGUCUCGCCGAGAUUGCCCCCAUCUCCCGUAAUCUACGGGUCUUAGAGCUUAACUGGCAUACUCCACCUUCUUUGGCAACCCUUCCGGACGUGCAAACCCCAUUGUCGCAGUUGAAAACAUUUUCUGGCUCCAUUAGCACCGCAUUGCCUUUGGUUCAAAUCGCGGAAUUCUUGGAAGAUGCACUACCUCCGGAAUGUAGUCUUCCCCCGUACUGGGGGUUUAUCUACGACAUGUGGGCUGCCUUUGCGCGCGUUCGGGAGAAGGACCGUCAACGCCAAACAUGGGGACAUACCGGCCCUGCGGCAUAA